Messenger RNA from Acipenser ruthenus (sterlet), 5100 nucleotides. RefSeq names its product ubiquitin-associated protein 1-like. The record is from RefSeq and is a predicted model, not a curated record. The coding region runs from base 268 to 1713 and encodes 481 amino acids. Gene Ontology annotation, biological process: ubiquitin-dependent protein catabolic process via the multivesicular body sorting pathway. The transcript has 7 exons. NCBI's taxonomy places the organism in Eukaryota, Metazoa, Chordata, Actinopteri, Acipenseriformes, Acipenseridae. Gene Ontology annotation, molecular function: ubiquitin binding. Gene Ontology annotation, cellular component: ESCRT I complex.
ACUGAACUCCACUCCACCCCAAAAGAACGGAGAGCAUGACGUCAACUCCAGGAAGCCCCAUUGGUCCAGACACGUCACGUGGCCUGCGCGAUGACGUCAGACAGGAACGAGGAGGGGAAUAGCGAAACAAGAUGGUGUCCCGCGAUGAAGCAGGAAAUACAUUUCAGUUUCACUAAAACAUAUUUCAACAGAGUUUCCAAAGGAGAGAGCGGAGGAAACCGAAGAAAUCCCUUCAGAUACACAAGAAGCAGUCGAAAGAGAUUCUAAAUGGCUUCAAGGAAGUCGGGAUCAGAUAUUCAUAACACUGGGCCCGUCAGUUACCUGGAGGAUGUUUCCUUUAAAAUUGGAGAUAAGUUCAGGAGCCCUGCUAAAGUAGGCUUGCCCAUUGGCUUCUGUGUGCCUGACUGUGCCCCCCUGCUCCGUGAAUCACAGUAUGACUUCUCUCUGGAGAUGCGGACGAUACAAUGGGCCGAGGAGCUGGAUCAGAUCAGAGUGGCACAGGAGCGUGCCAAGCUGAAGGCGUCGGGGGAGGGGCAGCAACAAGCUUCAGAGACAGGUUCAGCCAGAGAAGACUCCUCCCAGACCGCCCUGCCAGACCCUCUCCCUCCCGCCAUCAACCCAGUCAUGGCGGGACUCCGGCACAACGACAUCCUGACCCCCCUUCCGGCCCCCAGCUUGUCAGGCCCCCGGCACAGAGAGCCCAGCCCCCCGCCGCAGCACAACAGCGGCUUCAACCUGGCCGACUUCGAGUGUGAGGAGGACCCCUUCGACAAGCUGGAGCUGAAGACCAUCAACGACAAGGAGGAGCUCCGCAGCAUCCUGCAGCUGCAAGCUGUGAACCCGCCCGAGCAGCCUGACCCAGCCUGCGAACCCAAACCCCUGCUCUCCAAACACCUCCACAAACCCAACGGCCUGGUAGCCCUGCUGCAGCUGGACGAGCCUGGGGGCCACGUCUCCUCCUCUUCCCUGGGGCCCAGGGGGCCACUCGCUGCCUUUCCCUGCAACAUCCGCUCCCUCUCCUUCCCCAAGUUCUCCGAGUCAGAGGAUGAGCUGCCCCCGGCUUACGACAACCACAAGAGCUACAGCACCAUGGACGCAGUGACCAGGGGCCCCGGCCUUCCCAACGGCACCUCCGCCUCCCUGCUGGGGGCCCUGCUCCACGGCAGGUCCAAUGGGCAGCUGCCACUGCCCUCUUUCCAGGGGGACCCUCCUCGCACACAGCCCUCGGAGCUGGCCGGGCACACGCAUAACGGGGCCUCCACACAGUCAAACUCCCCGAAAGCACCUGGUACUGCUGAAGCUGUGUCGGUGGCAGCAGCGACUCCCCCUGCUGUGCCGGGUGGGUACUGCAGUAAUCUGCUGGCCCUGUCCCCCGGUGAGCGGCAGUGUGUGGAGACCAUCGUCAGCAUGGGCUACUCCUACGAGAGCGUCAUCGGAGCCAUGCAGAAGCAGGGUCAGAGCAUGGAGCAGGUGCUGGACUAUCUGUUUGUGCACGGGAGGCUGUGUGAGAGGGGCUUCGAGGCCGGCGCAGUGGAGGAGUGUCUGGAGAUGUAUCAGUGUUCGGAGGAGAAGGCUCUGGAGUUCCUCCAGCUGAUGUCCAAGUUCCAGGAGAUGGGUUUUGAGCCGGGUACCAUCAAGGAGGUGUUGGUGGUUCACAACAACAACCAGGAGAAAGCUCUGGAGGACCUGAUGGCUCGCGCAGAGGCCAGCUGAGACGCACAAGCUGCACUAACGUUCUCAUUCAUUUUGCUUUCUUUUAAACAUUUGCAGUCAAUGUUCUCGUUAACUGCGCUGGAUGAUGCUUAGAGAGAGAAAGUUAUAGAGCGAGAGAGAGACAAUAGAGCUGCCUUCUCAAGACAUUUCCAGCUUCUGUUCUAAAACAAAAUACAUUUCAAAGCAUGCUCACACUUCUGUUUGUGGGCAAGAAAUGCCAUAGAAAACAAUAAGCUGGGGAUUCCCAGGCAGACCUCUGGCUAACCAGCAGCUUCUGCAAAAUUUCAAGAAUGUUACAGAAUGCCUGCCUGUCUGCUUGGGAUCUGCUUCUGUCUUACAGCGGGGAGGAGAGCUCUGGCUUUAAAAAAAAAAAAAAAAAGACAGAAAAUAAGAAGUGUCCUUCAAAAACGUUUGUGUCGAAGGAGUGACUGAAUUCUCUUUCCUGGAAUUUUCCUCUGCAUUAGUAGACAAAAAACAAAGUUGUGCACCUUUCACUGGAUGAGGACGAAGGCAGGAGAAACCUGAAAGAAAGAAAUCAGUAGCAAAACAGAAACAUGACGCGUAAAAGCUGCUCCAAAAGGUUUGUUUGUGUCUAACAGAUUGUAAAACUGUCUAAGUUUGUAUUUAAUUGCAGCCAACCUAUUAGUGCAAUAGAUAUUGUGUAGAGCAGCCAGGGGCAGGACUGUGUUUUUGGAUGAACUCUGGGGGGAGGGGGGGUGGUGUCUCUGGAUAACAGCCCUGCACUGCUGCCUGUUUGAAGUGGCAAGAAAGAGAUGCAUUGUGUGGCACCAGGCUUUUGUGGUUUGUAUAGUAAAACCAGCUCUUGGGCUUCUGGGAACCCUUUCAAUAGAAUUCAAUGGAAUUGUCAUCUGAAAUGGUAAAAAGUCUGUGUUGCCCAAUAGAAGUGGGAAGCCACUUUAAAUUCUUUGGGAUCGUAGAUGCGUUAAGUGCCAUACACUUUUCUUUUUUUUUGUUCCCCCCCUCCCACUUCCAAUUACUGCUGAAAUAAUUGUAGAUUUUUCUCUGAAAAUUAUUAUAUGGGGCAAAAGUAUUCUGUGUUUUUUUUGUUUGUUUGUUUGUUUAAUUUUGUGUGGAUACCCAAACAAAGGGACUUGUGUUGAACUGUUUUGUGCAACAAAAAAUAUUUCUCAUGUUUGGGCCUAAAGGAUUUCUAUUGGACUCUGUUCAGCUUAACAUCCAUGAGCACUGCAUGUGAUUUUUACUCUGACCAGACGAUUCAUUAGCAGCCAGCCUGGUUUGCUGAAACUCAGAGCAGUGCAGUUCCUAAAGGGAGCGCUGGAAAGGGGGCAGUUGUCUAAAUUGUCCGGUCUCAUCCCAGAUUGCAGUGUAUCAGAGUGCAGAUCCAGUUUUAAGAUCAGCUUUAGCAGUUCUAUAAUCCCACCCUGCUCCCUAGUGUCUGAGGUUACACAAAACUCAUUUAAUACUGAAGUGCUGUUUUUACACUAAACUCAACACUAACUGUUGCUGCCGCCUUUGCUCUGCUUAUUUCUGCAGUUUUAUGCUUCAGAAUGUUUUGGAGCAUUCAAUUAAACAUCCGAUGAAGUUUAGAAUAACAGAGCAAAGAAGCAGCUUUUGUUUUCAUAGCUUGAAAGCCAUUCUAAAAGGUCCCAAGACAUCCACAUCAUAAAACCAUGAAAAUAAAAUGAAAGAAACAAUGUUUCUAUUUCUGAACACCACUGUCAUGCUGAUUAUACCCCUAACCUUCCCUUCACGGUGUGACUCAAAGCUCCCGGAGGCUGGAGUGUGGCAGUGUUCGUGCUGCACUCUGCUCAUUAAAAUCAUUGUGCUUGUCCUGCAUUAACCGAUAAAUGAGACUGAAGCAUGAGGAGGGCAAGGGCUUCAAGUCCAAUCAUCACAAGUUCACGGUGAGAGUGGCAGGAGCUGUGGUACAAACCCCCAGGUCUCUUGGUCAAUCCGCAGGAACACCUUCCCUUUUGUGUAAGGCUUUUAGAGGGAUAUUGCCUCUACAACACAACUUUUCAGGAGGGAUGGUAGCCGGUUUGGCUAAGCAAGCCAUGAGUGACUCCCAUUUGUUCAUGGAGGGAGUGGCUGUCUGUGUGUUGCUGGCUGUUCCCUGUCCCAGCAGGGUGUUGUAAGAGAGCUGCGCUCCGCCUGCCUGCUCUAUCCUUAUAGGAUCACAAACUGAAAGGCGGUAGAUGACACUACACCCUGGAUUCUCUUGGGCAGCCAGCCUGAACACAUGCCAUAGUGAUGUGGACACUUGUGUUAAUAUGUCCCAUUAGAAAAAUUGGACGUUGUCAACUAUACAGAUGCACACAUUGUUUUUUUGGAAAGGUAGUGUUUGGCAUAGUCGAACUCUGCAACAGUCAAGUUGAGCUUUCUGAAACCAGGAGAACAGGACUUCUUGUCCAUGUUCGAGGUAUUUUGGGACCCCCACCAUAGUGCAGUAAUAACCAGGAAUACACUCACUGUUAGUGAAGUAGCUGAUGGGAAUGUUUUGAAAAGUCAUUUCAUUCACUCCGCGGAAAUGUUUAUCAGACAGAAACACAUUUCCAGAGUGGUGCUAGACCCCCUAGAGAAUCAGAGUUAUACUAUGUAAUAAAAAGGUUAAAUCAUUCUAGUGAAAUUAGAAAAGGUGGAUUUCAAAAUGUUGUUAGCUCCUUCGGUGCCCUUAGGGAGGAUUGCUAGGAAUGAGAGCGCCGAUUGUGUCGGAUUGAAAAGUAUUCAUUUAAAGGUUGAGUGAAGUUUGUAGAUUAAAACCACCAGGGAAGAGGAUGGUGGUAAAAUUGUCUUGGAAGUUCCCAGUUGUUUCAGUUUUGAUUUCAGCCAACUUACAUUUGUUUUUUUGCUACUGUAGGACUGUUUUAAAUAAUUUGAAAAAGAAAAGAAAAUUGUAUUUUCUUGGUGUUUUGUAAUAAACCAGGCACUGUUCUACUGGUUUCCACAAAUGUAUUUUCAUAGUUUCCAGUUUCCCAACUGGCAGAAGGAAAAUCCUCUCAUUGUGAUUCCCAGGGAUGUAUAAAUAUAUUUAACUGCUACAUCUCACAAUAUGGUGUAUUUGGAGAUACGACCACAGGACAAUGGAUGCGGCUUUGUGGGGUGAGACUAUCCAUUUAUGUUUGGUCUAGUUUAAGCACUUUCUUUAAACACUUAAUUUUUUUUUUUUUAAAUGUAUUUCAGUUCUCACCAGCUGUGGGUGUUUUUUCCUGCAGUGUUGGGUGAAAUGUUUGUCAGCGUAUAGGAGUACCUUCCCCUCCUCUCAAUAGUACAACUUGUAAAUGUUAAGUGUGAAGUACAGAAACUGAACUUUAUAUACAGAGCAGUGAUUACAACAUAUUUAAAAAAUGCUUAAAAUUGAUUGCUACAUAAAAAGGUACUAAUAAUAAAUACAAAAUAAAUAUGAAA